UUUCCCGAAUUUUAUUUUCAUUCAUGUUCUUUUCGAGUGUCUUCCGUCCGGUUUCUUAGAGCGAAGUUUAUUUUGUUGAAAUCAAUAAACACCUCGGCGGCAGUAAUCUAAUUAGCGCCAUUUCUUGUCGACGUGUCAGAAAACGAACCGUUUAUCAAUCCGUCCGCAAGCGAGCCCCUUUGAAUAAAGCACAGUAUAUAUUAAAUAACUGCACCCAAGGAUUGACGUGAAGAUAGAUGCGAUACACUGUAGUGAACAACAGUGUACAUGAGCAUAAUAAAUCAUGGAACAUUCAAUCACACGUUCGGCAGUCCAGUAGUCAAUCUGGCGCUCGUAGCAAGGAACGUUAUGAUGAAUGACACACGUGUGCAAAACCGUAUGAGUGGGAAGGCACGUGCGGCCUGGUGAAAGUGCUCGUAUCAUUCCAGUGCAUUGUGAUGUACUGUGGUUGUGGAUACAUAUUUUACAAACUAUACUUACGACUCAAUUUUGCGCCACUAGACAGUUUAAAUCCGGUUUUGAGGAUUUCUUGUGCGUAUUAUUACUCAUGAAAUGGAUACACGGUCUUGUGUGUUUAUUAAAUGUAGGUGGCGGUUGCCCUAGAAGUGGUGAAAUCGUCUCACAUGUUCCGUACAAAGGUACCACCGUGUAGAAUUACACUUCAAGAAGCCUUACGGAAGAAAUGAAUCUGCUUUUGGAUAUGCUUAGUGCUAACUUUUUACUUGCCAAUAAGCAAGCUUUGUGUAGCUCUAUUGAAUUUUUUUUACAAUAUUUAGAAAGAGUCGAAAAGUGAAAUAUAUACUGGCUUGGUGAACUUUUAGCAAACAUUAAGCUCUACCAUCACGGAAAUUGAACCGAAUUUUGAUAAAGUCUGGAUACAGCGUUAUCGUUCACCUGACGGUAGACAACGGGUAAACAAAUUCGUAGAAAUCGUAAUAAGUGAUACGUUAUCAUUUCGAUUACGAACAACGCUCGUCACAACUGACGUACUUUUAGCAGUCGUUUGAAAUUAGAUAUGCCAUCCAUAAGCACACACACAAUCAGAGGGGUCGAGCAACUGUUGGAUGAACAAUAGGUGCGAUAUUCGGGAACUGGCUCCACAUUAAGUCAUGGAGCAGGCAGUAGCAAUCCCACACGACUAUCCAGCGCCGGUUGCGACCGAUAGCUAUAUCAUACCAACGCUCGGACUCUACCAUGGCUCGUUUGUGUUCUCCUAUCUGUCCACCUUCUUGUCCUACAUCACGCCGUACGAUCUACCAGUAGUCUAUUGCAUUCUAGAGCUGCUGCGUGAUGCCUUUCAUACGAAGGUAUCCUUCCUCCAGCUGAUUCUCGAGGCCCUCAAGGUUGAGUCGGGAUAUAUAUGCCUGAUAGCGAUUUUUUUCCUAAUAUCGCUUAUACCACUCUGCUACACGAUUGCCUGGGGAUGUGCGAAGGAACCGGACGAUGAUCUUAACCCGGGCCCCACCGUAGAUGCUAUCAUACAGGCGGAGGAGCUAUCGCUCGAAGAGUCUUUGCACUGCCGGAAAAGCUUUCUGGGACUAAUGCUACAGGUCGUCAUACUGCUGUUGAUCGCCGGCGUAAUAGCAAUGUUCGUAACGAACGAGCAAAUUGCCUCAGCCGUUGAUCACACACCUACCGUCGUGCGGUCAUCGUUGCUGGAUGCGGCAACGUUUCUGCGUGACGCUGAAUCACAAAUGCGAUACGUUAUCGCUGAAGGACUCGCUACCGCUACCGAGCGCAUACGGAACGAUCUGGAAAGCAUGGACAAAUUGCUCGGCGAACCGAUUCAGCACCAUCUGGCACUGUUUACCGGUAUCGAUAUCAUCUUCGAGUCUAUCAUUGAGAUCAGCACGAGCAGUAGUAAUCUGUCCCGCCGGAUACAUCUACUGCAGGAUGCACUGGCAAGGGCAGCUAAAAUUUCCUACGAAGCUGAAUAUCGAUUGGAUGAGUUACAGAUACAACUGUCCGUAUUGCAGCGUCAAUGCACCUUCCGUGAUCGUCCACUGUGCGAUACGCUUCGGAUUCGGAACUUUGAAGACACCGGGCUGAUCGAGCGCAUACGAAAGCUGCAGGUCGAUCGAACCCUGGCCAAGUUAAUGGCGAUGGGUGAGGCUAGCCGGAAUAGCAGCAUGCACGCUUUAACCCACGAGCUAACACUAGCGCGUGCCACCUUUCGUAACUAUGCCGUAGAUGUAAGAAACGCGACCGAAGAUCAGGCCGAUCAAGUGCUGGAACGGCUAGAGGAAUUAACUACCGAUACCCAAACAACUAUCGGCAUUCUUACCCAAACGAUUGGGCAGCUUGUGGGGCAGGUAAACCAUACGGCCAACUUUUCCGAUUCCUUCUUUGAUCGGUACCGUGAAAUUGGUGCGAUAUUGUGGCUUGCUGGACUUGCAACCACCAUUAUGACCCUGCUGGUAACGCUCAUACUGCUGAGCGCACUCAGCUGCGGUUGUUGCCAUGCAGACAAUAAGGCCGGUAUCACGCUUAUCCUCGGCGCUAUCUGUAUCUGCAUCGCAAGCCUGGCCCUGUCGGGAUUUACCAUGAUGGAGAUGCUGCUAGGCGCACACGGGCAGCUUUUCAUCUGCCAUCCGCUGUACAACGAGCCGGAGUAUACGGUGCUUCAAAAGCUUAUCGACAAACCGGGACUGAUUUACCCGACCGAACCACAGUAUGGCAUAAUCGGCGAAUUGCUGCGACAGGCGGCACCACCCGAAGCACAUUGGUCACCGCCGGUGCAAAUAGCACUGUCGACAGCGCUGAACAAAUGUGAGCAAGGUCAGGGAUCAUAUUCCACCUUUCAGCUCGAUGCCUUGUUGAAUCUCACCGCUAAACUCGAACCUCAUCAACGGCCCGACCUGGAGCGUGCAAUCGAAAGUGUUGGUGCCAGCGAGGAACCCUUCAUUGGUUUCACCGUGCGCAUACAGAGCAUCCUGGAGGAUAUGCUGUACGAUUCGGACCUUAAUCUUACCGGUACGCGCAUGGAACUGACACAACUCUCACCCGAUAAGGACGUACUCACCUUCAUUGAUCAGCUACAGCGCGUAUCAGCCCAGAUCCAAGACGUGGCCACGGCGAGCCGCAUGACGACACUCGGUUCUCGCGCCAAACGCCUUCAGCUCUCGCUUCUCGCACCACUGGAACAGUUGCGCGGUGACAUCGUCUACCAUCUGACGGCGCUCGAACUUCAGCUAUCGCCGUGGGCCGCUCAGGUUAACAAAAGUCUAACACAUUUGCGCAAUGCACAGACAUUCCUCGACACGGAAUCGGCUGAGGUGUGUUACAACCGUAGUGAUGUGUACCGCGCACGGUUACGGGCACAUCUGGACGCUUACCGGAACUACACGGCCACCGUGCUGAACGAUCGGUGUGCCAGCUGUCGGCCACUGUUCGAUAUCUUCGAUGCGAUGCGUAUGCUUUUCUGUCACCACAUUAUGGAUCCGAUGAAUGGGCUCUGGUUUUCGGCCUUCCUGUGUCUGUUCCUGUGGGCUGUGGCUACUCCGCUGUCACUAAUGCUUUCGUCUACGUAUAGGCGACUCGAGAUACUCUCCAGCAAGCUGCAACACUCCAACAGCCAUCGCUACAAUGCUCGUGCUUCCGCCCGCGAAGAUCAACGGGAAUCUAGUCACUGGUCAACGCAACGAUCCAACGUCAGUGUCAUGCAGGAUAUAGAUAGAUCUAAUUGGUAAUCGACACGAGAUUUGGUUCCGAAAUUAUCGAAAGAAUCUCCGUUUUUCCCCCCCUCAUCAUGCACGUGCCUUCACAUUAAUUGUUUGCAUACGGCUGCGAAUAUUUUCCGGUUCCGGAGCUAGAAUCUCGUUCGAACACGUGCACACUGCCAUUGCCAACCAAAGUGUUAGUAACGAUGCAGAAAGUAUAAUAAGGGAGUCGCGGAUAAAACCAAUCCCAACCACACCAUGCGCACUACGCCCAGACACAUACACACAUGCACACAAACGAUACGCUUGCAUUCUCUCUUUCUCUCCUUCCCGUUCCUUCCCACCAUCGACACACACGGCCACGAAGAUCUGUCUCGGUGCACGUGAACGCGAUGGCCGAGUCCAGCACCGAUGAGGAGCUCCCGCACUACACGGCAUCCGGCAGCGAUGAGGAUGCUGGCACCGACGAAGGUGCGGUCGUUAUCGAGUACAUCGAGUUGCGUUACGA
Messenger RNA from Anopheles funestus (African malaria mosquito), 4167 nucleotides. RefSeq names its product prominin-1 (gene prom). The coding region runs from base 1110 to 3689 and encodes 859 amino acids. The record is from RefSeq and is a predicted model, not a curated record. NCBI's taxonomy places the organism in Eukaryota, Metazoa, Arthropoda, Insecta, Diptera, Culicidae. The transcript has 7 exons. Gene Ontology annotation, cellular component: membrane.